Molecule: messenger RNA, 1487 nt
Organism: Cimex lectularius (bed bug)
Lineage: Eukaryota; Metazoa; Arthropoda; Insecta; Hemiptera; Cimicidae
Product: zinc finger protein Noc-like
Exons: 2
Coding region: 133-909 (258 amino acids)
Biological process (GO): negative regulation of DNA-templated transcription
Cellular component (GO): nucleus
Source: RefSeq, a predicted model, not a curated record
UUGGACUUCUGGAGUCAGUCUCAAGCCAGACGUCGACUGAGUUACACCUUUGGUUAUGUAAUUUGGUGUUUCGUGUUUUCUUCUGUGGUGGUUUGUUUUUGUACGGCGAAACUGGAUAUCACGGAUAAAGAUAUGAUCACCUCCGCCAACGGCAACCAAUACCUUAAGCCGGAUUACCUGUCGCCGAUGCCAACCUCGGUAAGGUUGGACGCGAAGAAAAGCCCGUUGGCGCUGUUAGCCCAGACGUGUUCGCAGAUCGGCGCGGAUUCCCCGCCGAAGCAGGCAGAGAAGAAGAAAGAGACGAGGGAGAAAGCGUCGCCUGCGUCCGCAUCCGGCUCGCCCAAAGCCAGCUUCAAGCCCUACGAUUUGGAUGACAAGAGGUCAAAGACGCCAGCCAAAAGUCCACGGGAGUCGCCUCCCAGCAAAGACAAAUACCCGGCCGAAUUGCUUAAGUCCCCGUACCUGUACCCGAGGAUGUGCCGUGACCCGUACUGCACCGGCUGCUUGAGCGGGCACGUUUUGGGAAAACCGUGCCCGUCCGGAUGUACACAGUGCGGUCACAUGGCCGCCGCCUAUGCCCACGCCCAGUUGGCCGCCCUGGCCGCCCAACCCUACAUCUGCUCAUGGAUCACAGGUGAUUCGUACUGCGGAAAAAGGUUCACAUCUUCGGAAGAACUGCUGACACAUCUGAGAAGCCACACCGGCGACCCGGUCCUGCCUCAUCCUCUGCUUUCCAGAAGUUACCCGACACCUCCGCUCAGCCCGCUUUCAACGGCCAGGUUUCAUCCUUACAGCAAACCUCUUCUCACCCCGUCGUUAGCGCCAUUCCCUUACCCUCAUCCUGGCCUCCCGCCUUACUUCACCCCCUAUUCCCUGUAUCCUCCGAGGCUUGGCGCUUCGCAUCCCUAAUUUUGCUCAAUUCUUUUCAGACAUGUGGCCUAUUCUACGGCCUAUGGAUCUCAACCCCUUUGACCCGAAGGCACUUCAUAGCUCAUAACCGAAUUCUCUUUUACCCCGUAAAUGAGGACACUCUGUAAUUUUAUAUAUCAUAUCGAAUAUAUAAAAAAAUAUAUAAAAAUAAUGAAAAAAUUAAAUAAAAAUUUGUAAAAAAAUUCUUAUAUAAAUAUCUAUAUAUAUUUAUCAUUGUACAAAAGCCAUUAGAUUUAUUGUGAAAUGAGGGUUCUAUCCAUGUCCAUUUAUUUGUAAAAACUUUUUGUUUGUAUAUUUUUGUUAUAUAAGUGUUUAUUUAUGAUAACCAAAGUGGAAGUCCAUGGUGAUAAGUCAUUGUAUAUAGAUUAUUAUAGUUUAUAGUUACCGCAUGCACAAUACUAUAAUAUGUAUAUGGAAACAAAAAUAAAAACAAUGUCCAAAACAAAGAUUUUCGUUUCGUUUUGGAUGAUACAAUAUUGUAUUCAUUUGCAUUACGAGAAAUGCGUAUAGAUUUGUAUUAUUUAUUGCAAUAAAUUGAAUUGUUUUUUAAUCUGUGA